Rosa chinensis is the source of this 816-nucleotide messenger RNA. RefSeq lists its product as uncharacterized. Bases 1 to 816 code for a protein of 271 amino acids. The record is from RefSeq and is a predicted model, not a curated record. Lineage: Eukaryota; Viridiplantae; Streptophyta; Magnoliopsida; Rosales; Rosaceae. Gene Ontology annotation, molecular function: zinc ion binding. The transcript has a single exon.
AUGAUAGAAGAAGUUAAGAAGAAGUUUUUUAAGGUUGCAUAUUCCUCUAUCGAGAAGGAAUACCGUUUCAAUUUGCGGUUGCUUAGGCAAGAGGGUGGGGCUGAGAUUAUUGACCCAUUUCUUGCUGAAAUUCCAAUUCAACAUUGGUGCCGUGCAUUUUAUACAGGCGGCCGAUAUGGAAUAAUGGCCAAUGGGAUUGCAGAAUCAUUUAACUCCUGGAUUUCACUUGAGCGUUUGAUGCCGGUAUAUUGUAUGUUGGAUCAGACUAGAAUUAAGCAAAUGGAGCAAAUGGAUAAGAGGAGGGAUGAGGCACAACGUUGGACAACAGAACUGACUCCCAAAAUGGAGGAAAGGCUGAAGGUGCAGAUGGAGAAAUCUUGUCGUUUCAGUGUCCAUUACUCUAUCCCUGGUGUUUAUGAGGUUCGAUCUGACUUUUCGUACGUAGUUAACAUUUCUGAGCAUUCAUGUUCAUGUGUGAAAUGGCAGAUCAAUUGUUUUCCUUGUCCUCACGGCCUUGCUGCAAUACAAGCUGCUUCUGAAAAUGUCUAUGAUUAUAUUGAUAAGUACUUUCGUGUUGAUAUGUUCAAGAAGAGCUACAGUUCUCCUAUCCGGCCAAUAACCAAUGUUGAUAUGUCUUCUUCUGAAUCUGCUACUGACUUUAUAUUACCUCCCCUUGCGAAGAGGCCACCCGGGAGGCCCAGGUUGAAGCUGUUCAAGUCUAUUGGAGAGGUCGAAAAGAAGCUGAUUCGUUGCGGCCGUUGCGGAAAAAUGGGCACUCAUAACAAGAAGAGCUGCACAGAACCUCUCGUUCAGUAG